Messenger RNA from Trichoderma harzianum CBS 226.95, 1044 nucleotides. RefSeq lists its product as hypothetical. The coding region runs from base 1 to 1044 and encodes 347 amino acids. Lineage: Eukaryota; Fungi; Ascomycota; Sordariomycetes; Hypocreales; Hypocreaceae. The record is from RefSeq and is a predicted model, not a curated record. Gene Ontology annotation, molecular function: oxidoreductase activity, acting on NAD(P)H. The transcript has a single exon.
AUGAUUACCUCUCAAAAAGCUAUCGUCAUUCAAGGCGCUGGCGUUGCUAAACUAGUAGCUGACCGGCCACUUCCGCCACUUCGAAAUAACUCAAUUCUGGUCAGAACCGUUGCUGUUGGCCUGAAUCCAACUGACUGGAAGCAUAUUGAUGGAGCUAGUGGCCCGGAUCCUGGACGGCUCGUGGGGUGUGACUAUGCUGGAAUAGUGGAAGGGAUUGGCCCCAACGUCACCAAAGUUUUUAAGAUUGGAGAUCGAGUUUUCGGCGCAGCACACGGCUCUAAUGUUCUGCAGCACGACGACGGGACUUUUGCAGAACACAUUGUUGUCGUAGGAGACUUACAGAUGAUUAUUCCGGAUGGCAUGUCAUUUGAAGAGGCUGCUACACUAGGCGUUGGUCUUGGCACCGUUGGGCAGAGCCUCUACCAGGCUUUAGAACUUGCGCCAACUGCGCGACCUGCCAAGACCGCCGUUCCAGUUUUGAUUUAUGGAGGAAGUACAGCCACCGGUACGUUAUCCAUUCAGUAUGCCAAGCUGUCCGGAUAUACUGUUGUUACGACAACCUCAAGUCGAAAUUUUGACUUGGUCAGAAGCUUAGGCGCUGAUGCUGUUUUCGACUAUCAUGAUCGCGAAUGUGCCGCCAAAAUUCGCGAGUUUACCGAUAAUAGGCUAAAGAUUGCGUUUGACACGGUUUCUGUUGAUGGAUCUGCCAAUAUUUGCGCCGACGCACUGGCUAAAGGAUCUAACGUCAGAUACCAUGCUCUCUUGCCUGUUGCGUUUCCCCGCGACGAUGUAAAGACAACCAUGUCGCUUGCUUACACAGUGUAUGGCCAACCAGUGCAUGUUUUCGGAAUAAAAGUGCCAGCCAAAGGGGAAGACUUUGAUUUUGCUGUCAAGUUUUUUACUGAUGCCCGUGAAUUGUUAGCAAAGGGCAAGCUGAAACCGCAUCCUGCUUGUAUAAGACAGGGCCUUGAUAAUAUACUAUCAGGCUUGGAGGAAAUGAAAGCAAAUAAAAUCAGUGGCCAAAAGCUAGUAUAUAAAAUUUAG